GUUUUUAUCAACUGAUAUUUACAAUAGCUUACAAGACAUUUAUCGACUACGAAGGUCAUUUUCGAGAAUAUUGGGCCUAGAAUAUUGAGUCGAAUAUUGCAACUUUGAAGACAACUUUUCUCAUCUUCAUAACUUAGAUAUACAGUAAAGAUUUAACAAUGACUGGUAUUAUAUGGACAUCCAUUUCGGGGUUUAUGUAUCUUGAAAUAUUUGUAUCAGUAAUUUUAUUGAUACCCUAUAUUUCUCCAUCUAGAUGGCAGAAGAUAUUUCGUUCAAACAUCAUAAAAAAGAUAGAGUCUUAUUCCAAUAUCUACUUCAAUGUAUUAAUAGCAAUACUGUCAUUAGUAUUUCUAGAGUCCAUCAGAGAAAUGAGAAAAUAUAAUGAUGCUUUAGAAGAGGUGGAUUUAAAGAACAAUAGAGAAUCAGAACUAGCAGCUAGUGUUAAACUGUUUCGUGCUCAAAGAAACUUCUACAUCUCUGGAUUUGCUCUUUUCAUGUGGUUUAUAUUGAAACGUCUUAUAACACAGACAGCAAAACAAGCUCUUUUAGAGGCUGAAUGUGAAGCCAGUCAGAAACAAGCUAAACAGGCCAGUGCUGCUGCACAGAGAUUACUUGAUCAGGCUGAUAAUACUUCUAAUAAGAAGAAAGAGGAUGGUGAUGUAACAGAAGAAAAGAGUGUAGCUCAGCAAUUAGACAAAACAAAAGAAGAUCUUGUGAAGACUAAAAUGGAUUUAAAGAAAGCAGUAAGUGAUUUAGAAGCUGUACGCAAACAAGCAGAAGGAACUAAUAGAGAAUAUGACAGGUUGAUGAAGGAACAUACUAAAUUACAGCAAACAGCAGGAGAAACCAGCAGUAAAAAAGAAUAAGACAUUCUAAGAGAAAGAUAAGAUGGGAAAAGGAUACUUAUAUUGUAACGCUCUGUGCAAAAUAAAAAUAUGUAAUUUAUUCUGUUACUUUUUGUAUAAUGAAUGGUCAACAUUGUGAAUGCAAUUUAUUAAUUUUUGUAGCUUUUAUCUGUCAACAAAAACAAUUGUUUAGUUAUCUUGUGAUCAAUUUAAAAAUUCUAAGUAAAGUAUGCUCAAUGUGCCAACUGUUAGUUUUUCUGUUACAUUAUACUGUAUCAAUGUUGUUAUCCUUCCAUGUUGAUGAAAUCAAGGGCAUGAUGUUCCAUUCCUCGUAAAUUAUCAUUUCUUUUCAAUGACAACCAUAUAAAUUUUACCUCAUAUCAACUUUCAUCCACUUUCUGUCAUAGCAAUUUUGUUUUUAGUCCAUUCAUACUUAAUUUAAUAUGAACCAAGGAAUGCAAACAUAAGCAAGUUUGGUCAAAUUCUGAAAAAUAAGGAAUUUAAGUAAGUUUUGAAAUGUUAGCAGUGUAAUUUUUGUAACAGAAAUAACGACUAAAAAGAAUGUCAAGAUUUAAAAAGAGUAUUUUACCUUACUUUCUGGAGGAGGUAAGGUAGAAAAGAUACAUUCACCAAUGAAGUUAGUUGACACUUGGCUUCUGUUGUAAAUAAGAUAAAUAAAUUGAAUAAUUUUAAGUAAUAGAGAUACGAAAUGCUUUAGGCUAAUUUAUAAUGGAAAAAGUGGUCCAAUGAAUGCCAAGACUAUCAUAAAGUACUUUACAACAUUCAGGGAAAAAGGCUGCAGAUAUGUAAGAAUUCAUGUUCAUUGACGUCUUUAGCUUGGUCCUUUGUGCCUUGUAAAUAUUUUAUUUAUGCAUUGGUGUUAACAUGUAGGUUUUAACAUUGUAGUUAUCAAAAGUAUUUCAAUGUCCCUUCAAAAUUGGUUCUUUUGCUUCAGAAUCUAAAGGAACAAGGAUGAUAUUAUUGCGCAUUUAAAAAAAAGAAUCAUGUCAUACUUUUUGUUAAAUUUAUAUGUUAAAAAAGUUUCCAACUUCAUUGCUGUGUUGUAAAAGCAUUUGAAAGGGUUCAUUUAGAUAAAAUCUUAUUUUUUAUGAAUCAAUGUUACUAUUGUCUUGUGUAUUUCAUUUAUUUUCAUUUGCUUGGUUAUUUUAAAAGAUAUGAAUGACACUAAUAUCUGGGGUUAUAUACUAUUCACGUUUUUUUUUAAUUAAUAUACCUUUAUUGUAUCUACACGAUUUAAUAGACAAAAACUUAAAUUUAUUUAUUUGUUUUACGCAAUAUUUAUGUUUCAAGUAGAAAUGUAUACUCCAAAAUAAUAGAAUAUUAAUAUAUUAACUAACUGAAAGAGUAUAAAUUGGACACAAUUGUGAAUCUGAAGUAAACCAAUUAAUCCCAAUUUUUUUUCUUUGUUUCUGUAGAACUUGUUAAAUAAGGCUGCUCUUAUGACAGUAGUAUUUGAGUGCAAUAAUGUAAACAUUCAAGAAUUAUGAUUGAUAGGAAAGUUUUUGAAUUAUUUGAGAACUGAAUGUUUAUAUUGUUAUUGCAGGUAUUUUUAGAUUUUAAUAUAUUUAAAUAUGUAAUAAGAUGUAGGUGUAUAACAAUUUGUGUGCAUUAAACCAUUUCUUCACAAC
This is a messenger RNA of Mytilus trossulus (common blue mussel), 2494 nucleotides long. Its product is annotated as B-cell receptor-associated protein 31-like. Bases 159 to 866 code for a protein of 235 amino acids. Lineage: Eukaryota; Metazoa; Mollusca; Bivalvia; Mytilida; Mytilidae. The transcript is spliced from 9 exons. Gene Ontology annotation, cellular component: endoplasmic reticulum membrane; endoplasmic reticulum. The record is from RefSeq and is a predicted model, not a curated record. Gene Ontology annotation, biological process: endoplasmic reticulum to Golgi vesicle-mediated transport; intracellular protein transport.